Coturnix japonica (Japanese quail) is the source of this 2476-nucleotide messenger RNA. Lineage: Eukaryota; Metazoa; Chordata; Aves; Galliformes; Phasianidae. The record is from RefSeq and is a predicted model, not a curated record.
UUACAGUCACAUACCACUAAUCCAUGAGAGCAGCAGAAUAACUAGUAGUUUCUCCCACAUCAUGAAUGCAAGUGAAUCCACUUAGAGCUUUGUUUAAAGUCUGAUUGCAGUACUGCAGAUUGCCAUUAUUACGUGUAGAUGCAUGUAAAUAUUGUAAAGCAGUGAUAUAAAUAGAAAUUAAUUGGUCUUAAGAUCUCAAAGAUUUACCCACAUUCAGUUCUAAAUCACUGCUGAAACACAACUAGAUUUUCAUUUGUUAGUAUGGAGACAUAAUUUCAUUAGCCACUGCAGCCAUCUGCCACUUUACCCUAUAGAUUCUAUGUUGUAAUCUACAUAACCAUGGUAUGUGCUGCUGUAAGAGGUGGGACCAAUGCCAUCUGCUAAGGCUUCUUGAAAGUUUUCAAAGUUACUGCUGGUAGGAUUAUGUGUGGUUUGAAUCAGAAUGUUUAUAUUUGUUUAUUCAAAGCUUACAAAAAACAGCAGUGAAGGGAUCAGCUCCCAUCACUGUCAGUGUGCAAUCUAAAUAGAAAUCCCGUUUAUGGUAGCAUAUCUCCAAAUCUGUUCAAAAGCAAGUAUCAAAUUACAUAUUAUGGUACCUAUUUUUGCACUGGAACUGGAAGGCAAAGGAUGAAGGUAAAAGCACUACAUCAAGGCAAAUAGAACAGUGAAGAAUGGAUGCCCUUCUAAAUCAAAAUAAAAACACCAAUUUUGUUCUUCUGCAUGACUGCCUGCCUUGCUGUGAUUUAAUUGACUGUUAUUUUUAUUUACCAGAUGAACAGACAAUACGAGUAUUGUGUUGUCAAUCAGUAAAACAGGAGAAAACAGCAAAAGAAAAAAAUAAUUCAGAGUAUUUACUGACUUAGCAGUUUAACAGUCUUAUCUCCCUUCCUCAGCUGUGUUUUCUGAGUCAGCAGUAGUUAAAUUUUCCAGCAAGCCCUACAUGAAAGAAAGUGUAAAGGGUGAUUGCAGAUUUCCAGUCAGUGACCUCGCCUUUGAGUGAGACAGUCAACAAGUUUGCGCUUUCUACGAAGCAGUGCAGUGACAGCUGAAGCUGCUUUCCAAAAGUCAUCUGAAAGGCAAUCUCAGACGUGGUCUGACAUUAUCCAGUACCUUAAUUCUUCUCAGCACAGAAGACAAACCACCUCAAAUUUCUCAAUUUUCUGAGUUCGUGACAAUGACAACUUAUUUUGGAGUUACCUCAGCAGUGUUAUCAGUCUGGGUUAUGACAUUCAUGGCUCAAACUUACUUUAUAACAGGUUCCACGCUUUCACCUUGCAGGAUCAUGGGUGUAGGACUUUAUCUUGAUGAAAAAGUAAAUUUUUCAGAAGCAAGUAAUGUGUGCAAUCGACUGAACCUACAACUGGCAACUAAAGAACAGGUUGAGAAGGCUUUGAAACAUGACUUUGAAACAUGCAGUUUUGGAUGGAUAAAAGAUGGAUUGGUUGUCAUUCCUCGUAUAACAUCCAACCAGAAAUGUGGUCAGGGCAAAGUUGGACUAGUGAAAUGGAAUGCUAAUCGAGCUUCUAAAUUUACAGUUUACUGCUUCAAUUCUUCAGAUGUUCAAAUUAAUUCAUGUAAACCAGAUCCAACUACAACCAUAAUACCAUCAUCAAGUGUACCAUCAGACUUAACUGCAUAUUCAAGUUCAGAUGUGACUGGGAACACCACAGCAGUGCCCACUGCAACUGAACCAGAACAAACCCAGAAGAACGUGAAAUUUCGGAUAAUAUGUAUAACGGAAACCAUAUUACCAACAGAGGGGACUACUACAACAGUGCCAGAGGAAUACCACACUUACCGUCCUGCAUUUAGGAAUGAUGGUGUUGUCUUUGGAGGUAUCCCCACUGCACUCCUUGUACUGGCAGUCAUCUUCUUCAUAAUUUCAGUUCUUCUAGCAGUCUGCUACAUCAAAAAGUACAAGAAAUCCUUUCCAUUUUCAAACAAGAAUCAGAAAAAAGAAGUGAUUGAAACUAUGCCUCUCAAAGAUUCUGCAUCAAAUGACAAAGCACUUGAAAAGGAAACAAAGAAUAAUGGAAAAAAGGUAGAAGAGGCCAAAGCCAAGCCUGAAACCACAGUAAAAUGUCUAGAAGCGGAAGUUUAAGGUCAGCAGAAGUUUAAGAGAAGAAACGUACAGUUCUUUUUAGAAAUAUACAAAACAAAGCACAUAACUUAGCAAUGCUUUUAAAUGCGGGUGACUGUAAAUACUCAUGAGUUUUUUUCUCAUCUGAACAUAUGAAAACUUUUUAAUAAUUACAUCUUCAGCUAUAAAUGCCCUUGCAAAAUAAUACAUCUUACUUGCUUGAAAUAAAUGAAACAUCCAUAUUACAGUUCACUUCUUAAUAAAGAAGUUGCUGUUAAUGACAUGCUGCAUGUGACUAUUCGCGUGAAAUUCAGAUCGAUAUGUAAUGAAAAAUUCUUUUCUAUCUGUAUGAUCUCUGCUAACUUAAUGUCCAAAAUAAAACAAUACAAUCUUCAU